Messenger RNA from Mytilus trossulus (common blue mussel), 1932 nucleotides. RefSeq lists its product as uncharacterized. The transcript is spliced from 2 exons. Bases 1 to 1932 code for a protein of 643 amino acids. NCBI's taxonomy places the organism in Eukaryota, Metazoa, Mollusca, Bivalvia, Mytilida, Mytilidae. The record is from RefSeq and is a predicted model, not a curated record.
AUGGAAACUUACGUCAGAGGGCUAGAAUCUUUAGGCCAGUCACAAGACUCGUAUGGAACAUUACUUGUACCAAUUAUUUUGAAAAAAUUACCGGGAGAAAUUAAAAAAAACCUUGCCCAUGAACAUGGAACAGAAAACUGGUCAUUACGAGACCUCCGGAAAAGUAUUUGCAAUGAAAUUAACAUAAUUGAUGCGGGACAAGACACUGAAACUUCUGACAAUUUACCAAGUACAUCAUCUUUCUUUACCGGAACUAAAUCAACAAAACCUCGCCAAAAUCAAGCCCCAAAUACAAGAAAUAUACGCCAGAAUUUAGACACUAAACCUUGUGUAUUCUGCCGCGAUGUACACGCACCAGCGCAUUGCGCGAACAUAUCGGAUCCAGCAGCACGCAUGAACAUUGUAAAACGGGAGAAAUUGUGUUUCAACUGCCUUGGAACACACCGUAUACAUGAAUGUAAGUCAAAACACUUAUGCCGAAAUUGCAACAAAAGACAUCACACAAGUCUGUGUACUGUACGUCAAUUUAACAACAAGAACCACGAUAAUGACAGAAGUAGACAAAGCGUGCAAAAUACAAAUUACAGCCAACAACAUAUGAAUUUUCAUGGUAACAAUGGACAAGCUAAUCAGACAUCUGUACAUUUGGUAAAUGACACGGAUCGGAAGGAAGAGGACACGUCAAUUUUAUACUCAUCGUCAGUCGAGGUACGUACAAAUGUUCUUUUAAAAACUGCAGUAGCACCCGUAUGGUCAGACCACUCAUGUAGAGAUACCCAUAUACUUUUUGACGAGGGAGCACAGAGAUCAUUUGUGACCGAAGAUUUAGCAAGAAAACUUAAUUUACAGUCAGAGGGAACUGAAAUUCUACAGUUAUCAUCAUUUGGAGAUAGAAACAAAAACGUAAGACAUUUAGAUAAAUCGACAGUGUUCGUAGAAACAGAUGCAGGACAGAAAAUACCGAUAAACGUUCUAAUUGUACCAAAGAUUGCCGUACCUUUGCAGAACAAUAUUCGCCACAUCAACAGAGGACUGAAUUAUUUACGGGGACUUAAGUUAGCACAUCCAGUAACACAGGACGAGUCUUUCGAAAUAUCGUUAUUGAUCGGAGCUGACUACUACUGGGACUUAGUCGAGGAUGAAGUCAUACGGGGGAAUGGUCUAACCGCCGUGAGGUCAAAGUUAGGUUUCUUACUUUCCGGUCCAGAACAUGACGAACUACCAUCAAAAUAUACAGUCACAAGAAGAAGAACAGAGAAUGUUAUUAAGAAACUUAGUCAAGAUCCUAAACUACUAAAGAAGUAUGGAGAUAUAAUCGCCGAACAGGAACGCAGAGGAUUUGUUGAGACAGUAGAUGAAAAUGAACAAAAAGGCGGGAAAAUUCAUUACAUUCCACACCACCCUAUACACAAGGAAUCUAGCACAACUCCUAUACGAAUAGUAUACGACUGCAGUUGUCAUCAAUCACCAAGUCAUCCAAGUCUAAAUGAUUGUCUUAUGGACACACCACCAAAAUUAAAUGAUUUGACAAAACUCCUAGUACAGUUUAGAGCCAACCAGUUUGCUACAUGUACUGAUAUUGAGAAAGCUUUCUUACAUGUUGGAUUGAGCAAAGAAGAUAGAGAUGUUACCCGAUUUUUAUGGCUUAGUGACCCUACAAAUCCAGGAAGUCAGCUGAAAAUGUACAGGUUCAAAGCAGUGUUAUUUGGAGCGACGUCUUCGCCCUUUAUACUCAACGCCACAAUACAGAAACAUUUGAAACAAUUCGGAAACAGUGAAACAGCUAAAAUUCUAGAAAGAGAUAUUUACGUUGAUAACAUAUUGUCUAGUAUGAACAAAGAGGAAGAUUUACUUACGUAUUUCAAAGAAGCAAGAAGCUUGAUGGCUGGAGCUGGAUUCAACUUGAGAGUUCAAACAGUGCUAAAUUACUAG